AUGAGCCUGAAGAAUACUGCUGCCGCUGCCACCAUGAGGGAAGGGCUCCGAGAACGGAAAUCUGCCCAGCCCAGCAGCACCCCGUCUUUGAGAAGAAGCAGUGAGGCUGAUACACCCCAGGACGACGACGGCGACGACGACGAUGAGGAGAAGGGACCCAAGUCUACGGUGAGCAAGACAAUUGGGAGAACUCCAGAUGGAUCUCUCUUUACGGUCCCUCAGACCCACGAUAUGGUCUCCCAACUACUGGACCCUCGACAACCCAAGAACCUUUCCGAUGCCAUUGUCCUGGCUGUCCUCGGUCUCCAUGUGCUCGCCCUAUACCUGCUACCUGCGUCCCUAGAGCGCCCAGUCUUUGCCAUUGUAUUCCUGUUCUGGAGGGGCUGCUACAACGUCGGAAUAGGAUAUCUCCUCCGCAUACAAUCCAACCACCGCCGACUGGUGGCAUGGGCCAAGAAAGCUAACCUCUUUGAAAACCCAAGCACCGGAAAGAAUCUGCGGCCUUGGCUAUACAAUCUGAUAAAGAGCGAGCUGGAGACCAAAAUCCCAGAGGACUAUAAGCUCGAAGAGGCUCCAAUCGAAUACAACACAUGGCUCGUUUUCCGUCGAGUUGUCGAUCUGAUCCUGAUGUGUGAUUUCACGUCGUAUUGUCUCUUUGCCAUUGCAUGUGGUAGGCGUCCCGAGGGCGAGGGCAUCAUCAUGUUCCUAGUGCGUUGGGUAGGCGGCAUUGCCCUGGUCGGCUUCAAUCUCUGGGUCAAACUCGAUGCCCACCGCGUUGUGAAAGACUACGCUUGGUACUGGGGGGACUUUUUUUACCUCAUUGACCAAGCUUUGACGUUUGAUGGUGUCUUCGAGAUGGCUCCUCAUCCCAUGUAUUCUGUCGGCUAUGCGGGGUAUUAUGGUAUCUCAGCAAUGGCUGCGAGCUACAACGUUCUCUUUAUCUCGAUCAUUGCACAUGCUGCCCAGUUCGCUUUCCUCGUAUACAUCGAGAAUCCUCACAUCGAUAAGACAUACAAUCCACCACCACCGCGAAAGCGAGAAGUCCAGCCAAGCCCGAGCGACAUCAACCUUGCGAACGCGACAGCCGCCCAGAAAGAAGGGAUUGAAGUGCCAGAGCAAGCUAAACUCCUGAAAGUAUCACCUGCCUUCGCGACAUCACCCCCGUCUGUUCACAACCUGGUAGGAAUCGGAAACAUUGACUUAUUCCGAAUCACAGACGUCUCGGUCCUCCUGCUCCAACUGUGCGUAAUCAUUAUCACGGCCGUCUCUCCCUCGACUCCUGUGUCUAGAGCAUUGUUCGUGCUCAAUGCUGUUCUAUGGCGUCUCUGGUAUACCGUUGGACUUGGUAUCAUUCUUGAUCGCCAGUCUAACGAUAAAAUCUGGACGCGGCAUUUCCUCAAAUUUGGUGAGGGCACAGAAGAAGCGUGGAGGCAAUGGAAGGGAAUCUAUCACAUGAGUAUGAACAUGUGUUGGGUAAGCUUCAUCGCCGCAACGUGGAAGAUGUACUCCUUGCCAGCGAGUUGGGUUGCUGACAAUACCUUGUUGAUGCACAUCAUUGGAUUCACCCUCGUUGCUCUCCAAGUAUGGACUGCUGUCAGCAUCUACCAAUCUCUAGGCGAGUUUGGAUGGUUUUUUGGAGACUUCUUCUUCGACCACGAUCGUAAACUCACGUACAGCGGAAUCUAUCGAUACCUAAAUAACCCUGAGCGUAUCAUUGGUCUGAUGGGUCUCUGGGGUGCAGUGUUCCUCACGAGAAGCACCUCUAUCUUCUUUCUGGCCCUCCUAAGCCACGUUCUCAGUCUUUGCUUCAUACAGCUCGUCGAGAAGCCGCAUAUGCAAAGGCUCUAUGGAAGACACCUACGACCCGAGGCGGGUCUGACCAAGAGUCUCCGAAGAUCGUUGCCGCCACCACUAAAGAAGUUCCAGGGGAGUGUCGAUAAAGUCUUGACCGAGACCAGUAAUUUUGUCGAGGAAUUCCUGGAUGCAGCCCGACCCAAACUCGCUGCGGGUGUCUCAACGAUAGUCAGAGAUACCUCUGCGCUGUUCAGCCAAUACCCAGCACGCAUAACGGUCACACGGUUGGCACCCGACCUGGCCGGGUUUAAUCCUAGGGACUAUUCGAUUGAGAUCGAGGGCACCGCAACAUCUGCUCUGGCUUUCAACGAACGAUCUACUGGGAAAGAAGGCCUCACAGGACGAUUCCCACGGGAGCGCACAGAUGAGUUUAAGCCGCUGAUCUUCGAAUACGGCGCCCCAAUCAGAGUUAAAUGGAGGGCUCCAAAGAACCACGGCAAAAGCGACUGGGUGGGUCUUUACAUGAUCGCCGACAACGCCUCCCGAGAAGUGACCCGUGUCUCAUCCGCCGGUCGAUGGGUCGCUACCGUCCCCCACGAGUACGAAGACUCGCCUGCAGACAGCGGCAUAAGAAUCACAGACCAGCCAGUCUCAGGCGUCAAGCGUGCUGACGGCACAACCUACGACUGUGUACAAGGGGAGAUGGUCUUCGAAGGCGAUAAACUCUGGUGGACGCAGGGCGUCUUCGAGUUCCGCUACCAUCACGAUGGCAAGCACAACGUCAUGGCCAUCUCGCUCCCCUUCGAAGUCCGCAUCGGCCGCUUCGACGAAGACGAUACCAUUAUCGACUCUAACAUCCUCCUACGCUCAGCAGUCGAAGACGCGCUGCUCCCUGUUGUCAGAAAUUGUUUUGACCGUGACCCCGAAAUCGCACCGAACACCAUCGAGGAGAGCUUCGGUAGCUUGGUGGAGCGAGAUGGCAAGUAUGCGAAGAGGGUCGUGUAUGCAGUGCACCAGAUGUUUGCGCUUGAAUUGGCCCCGGGUGUGGUGGCUGCGGAUGGGAACGUGAAGAAGCUGGCAUGGAGGAUCUGUGUUGCGAAGCAGGCUUUGGCUCCAUAUAGCAUGUCUCGUUCAAGAGGGACUGCCACGCCGAUUGAGGAGAAAUAG
Messenger RNA from Drepanopeziza brunnea f. sp. 'multigermtubi' MB_m1, 2961 nucleotides. RefSeq lists its product as uncharacterized. The record is from RefSeq and is a predicted model, not a curated record. Gene Ontology annotation, biological process: phosphatidylcholine biosynthetic process. Lineage: Eukaryota; Fungi; Ascomycota; Leotiomycetes; Helotiales; Drepanopezizaceae. Gene Ontology annotation, molecular function: phosphatidylethanolamine N-methyltransferase activity.